Molecule: messenger RNA, 1521 nt
Organism: Pteropus alecto (black flying fox)
Lineage: Eukaryota; Metazoa; Chordata; Mammalia; Chiroptera; Pteropodidae
Gene: FAM3D
Product: family with sequence similarity 3 member D
Exons: 11
Coding region: 208-1521 (437 amino acids)
Source: RefSeq, a predicted model, not a curated record
UAAAGGGCCCACCUGGGAGGCUCCAGCCCCUCUGAGACCAGGAGUGUGGACUCUCUCAACAGGCUGACCGAAGGCGAUCCAGCUGGCUCAGGGAUCCAAGGUACCAUAAAGGAGAUAGCCCUCUCACCUUCUCCACUGAAACAGGGAAGUGGGAGCUUCGAGCCCUCAGGCUAACGCUGUCCCCAAGCCACCCCUCACCUGGACAAGAUGAGAGUAUCAGGUCUGCUUCGCUUCCUGGCCUUCACCUUUUUCCUGAUCACCUUGUGGAUCUUUAUUCACAGCUAUACCAGCUUCAGCAUAAAAAACAUUCGUCUGCCCCGCUGGCUGGGUUCAGUCUCCAAGGACUCCCGUGAGUGCCUCCCCACUCUCCCCUUUGCCUUGGGGCACGAUGACCCAGGGUCUCUCCUCCUUGCCCUGCAGGUUUCAGAAAAAUCUCCAAUUCCAGAGUCUGUCCAGCUCUCUCCUCCCAUGAUGAGGAAACUGAGGCUCAGAGAGCUGAACCCUCUUGGCCAACGCAGUGUAGUUGUGAGUGGUGGCGUGGGAGUUGACCUCCCCAUCUGGUCCAGUCCACCCUCUCAACACCUCCUUGCAAAAGGGGCAACACCUCCAGGUCACUGCCUCCAACCCCAGAUGGUAGCGACUGAAGAGGAUGCAGCUCCAGGAAUGGGAUUUUACCUGACCGAGGGGGUAUGGGAGGCCCAGUGUACUGAGAGAUUAUCGAAAAAGAGCAAAGACUGUAAAAAUCAACACCAGCAAUUCAGCCCACACCUGGACCCCAUCUCCCUGAAGCCUCCUGAGUUAUAUUAUGAGGUAGACACAGAGUCACAGCAUCUUGGUGCUGAACGAACACUCAUCAGCCGGAAGGAGGGCAAACGCAAGCACGCGUGCCACCUCCCACCUCGGCUGCUCCCACGGAAGCCCAGAAAUGAGUUCUGGAGUGAUGGUGAUCCGACACACAGCCCCUGCCAAGGGUGGCCUGUUUCCUCCCCAGGGGUCGUGAAGACUAAGUGUAACCUCAGCAGGCCCUGCCCAGCCAACUUCUUUGCGUUUAAAAUCUGCAGCGGGGCCGCCAACGUCGUGGGUCCCACCAUAUGCUUUGAAGACAACAUGAUCAUGAGUCCUGUGAAAAACAAUGUGGGCAGAGGCCUGAACAUUGCCCUGGUGAAUGGAUCCACGGGAAUGGUGCUGAAAAAGGAGUGUUUCGACAUGUAUUCUGGAGAUGCUAUGCCCCUGGUGAAAUUUCUUAAAGAAAUUCUGGAGGAUGAGCUGGUGCUAGUGGCCUCCUACGAUGACCCAGGGACCAAAAUGAAUGACGAAAUCAGGAAGCUCUUCUCCAACUUGGGCAGCUCCUAUGCAGAUCAACUGGGUUUCCGGGACAGCUGGGUCUUCUUAGGGGCCAGAGACAUCAAGAAUAAGAGCCCCUUUGAGCAGUACUUGAAGAACAACCCAGACACAAACAAAUACGAGGGCUGGCCGGAGCUACUGGAGCUGGAGGGCUGUGUGCCCCAGAGGGUAUUUUAG